CCACUCGGAGAAGCCGAUGUGAGCAUGCGCACUGCAUCGCCUCUAUGGGGACUGGGAGGACAUCACGAAAAAAAAACCGUAACGGCGGCACCACCACAAACCCCUACGCCGAGAUUGCGUCUCUCCGCUGCGCCGAGCCCGCGCCACCAUAGCGGCCCACGACUAUGCCCGGUGCGGCGCCAGAGAGCGGGACGACCACUUGAAGGGCCUACGGCGAGGUCCGCGUCGCUGCCGGGAGGGGGGGAAAUACAUUUGUUCGUAUGGGAGCAGCAUGCGGGAAAUGGUCGGAGGUUGCUGCGUGUGUUCCGACGAGCGAGGCUGGGCAGAGAAUCCGCUGGUUUACUGCGACGGACACGGCUGCAACGUCGCCGUCCAUCAAGCAUGCUACGGCAUCGUCCAGGUGCCCACCGGCCCGUGGUUCUGUCGAAAGUGUGAGUCACAGGAGAGGGCUGCGCGAGUGAGGUGUGAGCUGUGCCCCCAUAAAGAUGGUGCACUGAAGAGGACGGACAGUGGAGGUUGGGCUCACGUUGUGUGUGCACUCUACAUCCCCGAGGUGCAGUUCGCCAACGUCCUUACCAUGGAGCCCAUCAUCCUUCAGUUCGUUCCACAUGAGAGAUACAUGAAGACAUGUUACAUCUGUGAGGACCACGGCCGAGAGAGCAAGGCGGCAUGCGGCGCGUGCAUGGCCUGCAACAGGCAGGGCUGCCGACAGGCAUUCCAUGUCACCUGUGCUCAGAUGGCAGGUCUGCUGUGUGAGGAGGAAGGCCCAGAAGCCGACAAUGUCAAAUAUUGUGGCUACUGCAAACAUCACUACAACAAAAUGCAAAAGAAACUGCGCUCCAGUGAAAAUACGAGUAGUGCCUUCAGUCACUCCAGGGGGCGCUCGACUUCACCAACACAGGACAAACACCACCACCACCGGCAAAGGAAGAGUCAUAAGGACAAGAUUCGUCAGAAGGAGCGCCACAAGAAGACCUCAGACAGCUUGGUACCUUCCGUCAUGCCGAGCAGUAUAGACCCGAUCUCUUCCAGCCAUCACAGCUCCAAAGACAGUGAGGGAAAGUCCAAGAAGCCAAACUCACACGGUCACGGUCAUCACAGCAAGAAAACAGGAAGUACCGGCAAGAGUUGCUCCUCCUCUUCCUCUUCAUCCAGUCCAUUCAAUCCAGGUGGAUCCCUGUCUUCGGCUCAAGAUUUUCAUCAGUUCGCCUCAUCCCGUCUGGAGCGUGACCACAGUAGUGAGGAUCGCAAAGUGCGUCACAGGAGGCCAACAGUCCAGGAGGACAAUGGGGCACACGAAAAGGAAGAAGAUAAAGAUGAGAAGGAGGAAGAGGAUCGCAAAUAUCAUAAGCCGCCAGCGUUGACUCCCGCUGAAGGCCCACCUCCAGCGUCACAGGGUCAUGAUCGCUCAGAUGGAAACUCGAGCCCUUUCGAGAACAAGGUGACAAUUUCCACUUUUGGAUCCAUCAUGCGCAUCACGUCCACGUCCGCUCUGGGGAGCAGCAGUAAGAUCCGCAAGAUCUCCACGGGGGACUACAAACCCUCCAAGUCACUGUGCAAGCUCUCUCAGCUGAGCACACCGCCCAUCCCGGAAGAGGCAGACCUGGAGAGCAAAACCACCCCCCAGCCUCUGCCGCGAGAGAGAAGGCACCGCGGCAACAAAAAGAGUCGCCACGGUCCCGGUCGUCCUCGGGGCAGCAAGAACCAAGAGAGGAGAGAUGACGCGUAUCACCACCAUCAUCACAAUGCCACGCCGCCGCCUCCUCCUCCUCCUCCAGUCUACACCUCCUCGCUCUACCCGAGCCCGUCACCCAUUCCACACCCCGCCUUCCCUUCCGCACUGCCUACCACCACCACCGCCCCUUCGUCCUCAUCACUCCCGUCCUCCUCGGCGAGCAGUUUUUCCACGAGCCGUGGCAACUCGUUGCUUGGCUCAGGUAUCUAUUCCAGCCUUAAGAACCCUCUCACGCCGUGCGGAGGCAUCUGCAGCACCUCUGUCUCUCUGGGUGGGGGGGUGUGCAGCACCUCUUUGUCCCUGGUAGGGGGCAUGUGUAGCACUUCUCUCUCAUCAGGAGUCCUCCCGUCCCAUGCGCUCGCAGCCACCGCUGUUACAAACCCACAGGUGCAUCCAAGCUUCAGCAGUGUGACCUCCACACAACCUUUCACCAGUGGUCUCUCCACACUGCCACCUCUCCUCAGCCAAGCCCCGAUCACACGACCAGAGUCAGACCUUGAUGACUGUCACUUCCCAUGUCAGGGCAACUCGCCGAGGGAGAGUCUUUCAUCACAGUCUCCUAUGAGCUCCCUUCCCCUUCUGUUUGACCAGAGAGACGGAGUUCGAGCAUGUCCCGAGAACGUCCCCCAGGCAAGCUCCCACAUUGAGCUCCUCCUGGAGAAACAUGGCAAUGGUGAGAUGGGAGUCAACAUCGUGGAGAUGCUCCAGUCCCUUCACUCGCUGCAGCAGGAGAACCAACGCCUCCAAGACCAGAUCCUCAGUCUGACCGCCAAGAGGGAGCGGAUGCAGCUGCUCAACACAGAGCUGGCGGUACCUUUCCCUCGUGGUCAUUCUGUCCAAGGCUCUUUGCACACCGCUCCCCAGAUCAGCUUCCUGUCCUCCAGUCCAGACCCACUUAUCAGCAGUAACAGUGCGCUGUCCAAGAGCUGUUUCCUUAACGACACUUCCUUUGUUACCUCUUCUGAGGACCUCCACUCUGGUAGUCCGUCCCGCAGUAGCUCUUCCCUCUCCUUCCAGAGUACCCCUCCUCCUCAGCAAAGCCCCGCCUCCUUAAGUCAGCCCGUGCCAAACGGGCGAGCUGCGAGCGACAGUUUGGGGACAAUCAGUCAGGCUGGCAGCUCCACUCAGCCUGCGGCGGGGGGGCUGCUGGCAUCCCUCGUAGGGAGUCCUCAGCUGAGCGUGAACGGAGCGCUCAGCAUUCUAAACGGGGUGAUACAGUCUGCCGUCCAGAGCACGUCCCAGUCCACGCUCCCUGCUCUGCACCCCCAGCCGCCUCCACUCAACCCCCAGUCACUGGCACCCAGCUUUCAGCUUCCCAAGAGCGCCAGCCCGUCUUCUCUCCUAACCGAGCAGCAAAAGCAGCUGAUUCUGGAGCAGCAGCAACAACUCCAACAGUUCCUGACGUCACAGAACUUCACUCCGGAGCAGCAGGCGGCACUUUACCAAAUGCUCCUGCAGCAAAGGCACAGGGAGCUGCAGCGCCUCACGCUGGCAGGAGCCCUGACGUCCAUGUCAAGCUCGCCCAACCUCGCCCAGUCCUCAGUGACGACCUCCCCCCUGCAGGGCAGCCAAGGAGGAAACCACUUCGGUCUGCAGGAGGGGGCGCUUCACAAGCCCGCUGCAGGAGAGAAAGGUGGAGACAAGAAUGGGUGAUGCGCAUCUCCCAAUGCUCCCGACAUCAAAGGAAGAACUGAGGUCAUGUGACAUUAGGACGUUGUUUCUUUUAUGAAUGUACAACAGGAUGGACUCAAGGGUGAGAUUUUUGCGUGCAAGUCGUCUCUGACGUUUUUCUACAGGCAGCUUUCGGAGAGCACCGAUCCGAUGCGCUCUUCCCCAAUUGCACUAAUUUGUUAGCCCCAGUGACCUGCUUGUGUGGCCCGGGCUAAACUUUUAUUUUGAAGUAUAAUCUCGAGCACUGAUCCUUCCUGUAUAUUUUGCGUUCACAUUGCGGGGGGUUUCUCUUUGCAGCCUCGUACGUCUUCCUGAACGUCCGUUUUUCCCUAUAUGUUGCAUUUCAACGUGAACUAGAUAUUACCUCAACUUUUCCUGCCACCUUUUUUAUGGUGAUGUGUGGUUUCCUUUUUGGGAAAGCGUGUUUUACUACUGGAUGGAAACGGACGCCAAAAACGGCAGAGUCAAAGCACGCGGUUUUCCAGUUGCUAUGGAGAUUAACAGGAUGAAACCAAACAUUUAGAAGUGUGCACUUUGCAUGUUGGUAGCUGACUGAGUGACAGUAUUUAGUCAUGAAUGCAUAGGCCGCUCAGUGCAGUUUGGAUUUACGCAGCGAUUAGGCACUUAGGUUUUUAUGUUUCUGUCCAACAUAAUCUUUUCAUGUCUCGUUGUUCCUUUAGCAAUAUUGAUAGAUGAUGCCUUAAUGAUGCUAGAUACGCAGAGAAAACAUCGGAAAUCUUUCACUGUCUAUACUUUGGUCGUGUGUUUUUUUAUCCAGGGUACACAGAGACAUCUUCUCAGCCCGUUGUUACGUUUGAUAGAUUUAUCCAGAUGUAAUGUGUGAAGAACCUGAUAGUGAUAAGAGAACGUGUAUUUUCUAUGGUAUUUUUGUGUUCAGAUGCAAUGUUCUUUAGUUGUACGUGCUUUUGAGACGGACACGAUGAAGCCUAGCCUUAGCAAAGGCUGGAAAGCAUAAGGGACAUGUGUGUCAUUGCUUUUGGGUGGGUGAGGAUGCUUAAAGGGGUCCUAUCCUACGUUUGCGUGCAAAUGUUGUACAAAUAGACCCCCGCACAAUCACAAUUCAGUGUUUGUGACCUUGCAAAUUUGCCCAUUUUUGGUCAACAACAAAAAAAAUCUCAUUCACCUUAAGUGGGUGAUUAUAAAUAUGUGACUACCGUAAAUACUUUUUUCUUAAACUUACACCACGGUUCGGUUAAGCUCUUUUACUACCAAUUGUUUAAAUACUGUGUCGCUCAUGAGUCAAUGAGGAAGCGGUUGUUAUUUCUAUGGCAGGAGCCAAUCAUGAGCGAUCAGUGCACUCACAAAAGGCUGGUCAACACACUGUAGUCAGUGGAGGUCAGUAUAAGUAUAUAUAACACAACAUUCAUUGGGGCGCUGCAGUGACGUCAGGAUCCAUCUUUUUGCUUUGGGUUCGGGGUCCUCCAGCUCUCUCUGGUGGAUAGAAACAGCAUUGUAGCACAGUUUUCUACGCUCUCCUCCAAUGAAAUUGUUUCCUAAUGAAAUGCAUUUUGGGAACACUUUUUUUUACACAUAAAACUUGUAUUGAUACAUUUUUCUACAUUAUAAGGCAUUCGGAAGACACGCUCCAGUCACUAGGUGUCCGUAAUGUUACUGCAAUGUUGGUUGAGAUACAGAUGGUCAAUUUUGAUACCAAUGGUCUCAAAACAGUAAUCCUUUAACACAGGCUAAUGUUGCAGUUGUUACCCACGCCGAGUUAAAACUCAACUCCGAUCCCCCGAUGUCACUCGCUGCCCGCCCCCCAUCGGAACCCAUUUGCAGCAACACACACGACACAAAUGGGUUAUUUAUGUCUUAUAUACUAUUAUGUGUACUAUAUUUGGUAUUGUGAGUGUAAAUGUGAGUAUAGGAGUGUUAUAUUAUGUAUGGAGGGCCCUAAUCAUUUUUAAAAUGGCUCAUUUAUAAAUAAAGAAUCCUACGUUGCGGAAAUUCACUUAUCAGGUCAGGGACCAAUUCAUCAUGAUAAACGAGGUAUUGCUGUAUUCAUGAAAAGAAACAUACUAUAGUGUCCCACUGGGAUCCAAAUAUUUUGAAAAGCCGCUGACAUGAGCAGGAUAGGACCCCUUUGAAGGAAACGUUGCAGUGGGCCUGUAUUGGCAUCUUUGCUUACACCUUGCUCACAUGUUGCUUCCAUUCCAGUAAGCAUCACAGGAAGUGAUUGUUUUCUGUCUUUUUCUGUUUUGUGUAGCAAUCUCUCGUUUUUCUCACCUGUCCAGCUUUGAGUAUGAUCUCCUGCCGUGCUAGCUUAGUGGAUGUCAGAAAGCAACUCGUAGGCGAUAAAUACAGGAGGAGAAUGUUAAACGUAGUGAAGCAGAUAUGAGCCAAGGUGGCAAACAUUGAUCAACAAUUUAUGUGUUUUGGGAAUUCUGACAAGACAGUGGCUGUGUUCGACAGCGCAUACUCACCUAGUACUCAUACUAACUCUGAGUAUGCAGUGUGCCAUUUUUGAGUAUGCGAGAAGUUCCCGGAUGUAUACUGCAUUCGGCAGAAAUGUUGAGUAUGUAUCAUCAGCUUACGAAAAGUAAGGGGGGGGAUUUUUGUGAAAAUAACCAGAAGUGCUUUGCUCACUUUGGCUAGCUUAAAUUUUGCCGAAUUCGUCUGAACGAAAUUGUAAACAGUUGGUAUUUAAUAAUAAUAAUAAUACAUUUCAGAGAUGCUAUACGGUGAAUAAAAAAGGAAUACAAAUAUAGAAUUGAGUAAAAACAUAGUAAACGAUGCAUUAAAAUACAAUAUCCAAACAUUCAUUCAGAGCUAAAAACAAGGCUAAAAGCGGGGUGGGGCACAGCAGUCAGGUAUAAAAAGUUAGACAUUAAAAACGGAUAUAAACAGGUGGGUUUUGUACAAAUAAGUGGCAUACUCGGGUUCUAAACGGCCACUUUCUCGCCUGAUUUAAAAAAAAAAUCUCGAAGUGAUAUAUUUAAAGAGUUCAGAGCUUUAGAGUGAAAUCAGCUUCAGCCUGUCGAUUUCUGCACGGGUUGGAGCGCAAUGCAUUGUGGGUUAUGUAGGACACUGUCGUGUAAACGCUUUGCAUACUGUCCGAUGGAUUGGGGAUGCAGUAUGGAGUGUGGAUAGUAUGGGCAUGGAAGUAUGUAGUAGUUAGUAUGCAGUUUCGAACACAGCCAUCGUCCACUGGAAGGAGUUAUUUUUCUUUCCUAUGUUGCACUGGGGCACUGUGGGCCCACUUAAUCAUUUAAUCAUGUAAACAAAUGAUUUCUUGUUUAAUGUGUAGGACACAUGGUUCUUCAAAGCUUUGACAUAACGAAGAUAAACCAUGCUAUGAAUGUCGUAGUGUGUAUCUUACGUGUUACAACAUUAGAGCACCUGUCUCACAAUGAGGUAUGAUGGAGAACAAGUUACUUAUUGGAAUCAGAAUUGCAUAAGAUGCAGUGAGGUUUCUCAAAUGUAUUGAUAAAUACAAAGUUAUCGCUAUGCAUGAUUGUAAAUGCAUUAUUCCCUGGAGAAAGAAAAAAGUAAACAUUUUGAAUUAAAUGAGCACUUAAUUUGAAGAAGGUUGUCAUUGUACAGUGUAUUUGCUUGAGAGAAUUGAUCAAAAAUGAAUUUGACAAUAUUCAGAUUAAAUCCCUGUAAAGUAUUUUGAUAUUUUUGUGUGUAAAGUUAAAUGGAUGGAUGAAUACAGUUUUUUGUCAAUAAACGUAUUUUACUGAUUUGUUUCA
Messenger RNA from Doryrhamphus excisus (bluestripe pipefish), 7119 nucleotides. Its product is annotated as protein AF-17-like. Gene Ontology annotation, biological process: regulation of transcription by RNA polymerase II. Gene Ontology annotation, cellular component: nucleus. Lineage: Eukaryota; Metazoa; Chordata; Actinopteri; Syngnathiformes; Syngnathidae. Gene Ontology annotation, molecular function: nucleosome binding; histone binding. The record is from RefSeq and is a predicted model, not a curated record.